This is a messenger RNA of Vicia faba (fava bean), 1515 nucleotides long. Lineage: Eukaryota; Viridiplantae; Streptophyta; Magnoliopsida; Fabales; Fabaceae. The record is from the annotation of a GenBank genome assembly.
AUGGGGUGUUGUUUGUUGAUCAAUGGUUUGAUCUUGUUGAUUGCCAUGAGUAGUCAGAAUGGAUUAUUAGCCAUGAUGGAUGAUGAAUUAAUCAGUAUAAAUUCCUCAGCUAAUUAUGACUAUGCAGAUGCUCUUGGCAAAGCCAUCUUGUUUUUUGAAGGACAACGCUCAGGGAAGUUGCCUAAAGACCAAAGAGUGAAGUGGAGGGGAGAUUCUGCACUCUCUGAUGGCAAGCCUCAAAAUGUGAAUUUGGUUGGAGGAUACUACGACGCUGGUGAUAAUGUGAAGUUUGGAUGGCCGAUGUCAUUUACUGUAAGCUUAUUGAGUUGGGCUGCUAUUGAAUACGAAAGUGAGAUUUCUUCGGCGAAACAACUUGAUUACCUUCACAGUGCUAUUCGCUGGGGCGCAGAUUUCAUAAUACAAGCUCACACUUCUCCAACCACGCUCUUUACACAGGUAGGAGAUGGAAAUGCAGAUCAUAAUUGUUGGGAGCGUCCAGAAGACAUGGAUACACCGAGAACAGCAUACAAGAUUGAUGCUAAUUCCCCUGGAACUGAGGCUGCAGCUGAGGCUGCUGCUGCUCUUUCUGCUGCUUCAAUUGUCUUUAAGAAAACAGAUGCCAAUUAUUCAUCCAAGCUAUUAAGCCAGUCAAAAUCUCUAUUUGAUUUUGCUGAUAAGUAUAGAGGCACUUACUCUACUUCUUGUCCAUUUUACUGCUCAUACUCUGGUUACCAGGAUGAACUGUUAUGGGCUGCUUCUUGGCUACACAAGGCCAGUGGAGAAAGCAAGUACAUACAAUACAUCAUAAACAACCAAGGUUGGAGUCAAGCAGUGUCUGAGUUCAGCUGGGACAACAAAUUUGUUGGAGCUCAAACAUUAUUAACACAGGAGUUCUAUGGCGGAAAGAAGGACUUAGCCAAAAUUCAAAGUGACGGUGAAUCAUUUAUAUGCGCAUUGAUGCCAGGAAGUAGCUCUCAACAGAUCAAAACAACACCUGGUGGGCUUCUAUAUAUUAGAGAUAGUAGUAAUUUGCAAUAUACCACUACCUCAACUAUGGUGCUAUUCAUUUUCUCCAAAAUCUUAAACAAUAAUCAUAUUGAUGGAAUCCACUGUGGCUCUGCCAAAUUCUCUCCCUCAGAGAUUAGAGCCUUUGCAAAAUCACAGGUGGACUACAUACUAGGAAACAAUCCUAUGAAGAUGUCAUACAUGGUGGGAUAUGGGAGUAAAUAUCCAAAGCAACCACAUCACAGAGGUUCUUCCAUUCCUUCGAUCAAAGCUCACCCGGCUAAAGUGGGUUGCAAUGAUGGCCAAUCAAACUAUUUCUCUUCCUCUGAUCCAAAUCCUAAUACUCAUGUUGGUGCUAUUGUUGGAGGACCAAAUUCUAAUGACCAAUACAAUGAUGCAAGAUCUGAUUACUCUCAUGCAGAACCUACCACAUAUAUGAAUGCUGCUUUUGUAGGUUCUGUUGCAGCUAUGGUUGCUGAAACUAAAACUGAGACUCUGCAAUUUUCCUAA